AACUGAGCAGUGGGACUUUCUGGUGAAACGGUAAACACAGACUCCGGACAGUAUUUAAGGACUCUACAGCGGAGAGUCGCUUACAGUUUGUCUCUCAGCGCGAAUAUUUGCACAUUUCAUGACUCCUGAGCCUGAAAUCUGCUGCGUUUGAGCUCAACACUCACCUGCACUGAAGCCUUGUCACUACAGAAAUGUCUCAUCCAAAACCGCUGCUCAAGCCGUGGCUGUGGGCCAGGAUUGACAGUGGCAAGUUUCCUGGUGUAAUCUGGACAAACUCAGAGAAAACAGAGUUCUCCAUCCCCUGGAAACACGCUUUGAGACAGGACUCCUCUGACAUCGACAGCCUCAUCUUCAAGGCCUGGGCUGAGGUGAGCGGAAAUGGCCGGGCUCAGGGAGACGCCUCAGUCUGGAAGAGGAACUUCCGCAGUGCCCUCCGAGCUAAAGGCUUCAAAAUGGUUUCCGAUAACAAGAACGAUGCAGCAAACCCCCAUAAAGUGUUUCACUGGCCGGAUGAGUCGGCAUCAGGAGCUAACUCUUCUGCUGGAUCCCAGGAACAAGAUGAAGCUGAUUUGUUUGAGGAUUAUGGCCUCACUACACAAGACAGCCAGCUUGGUUCAUGCUUUGAUGACUGUCUCUACCUUCCAGAAGACACUGCCUAUCUUCCAGCAGAAUCCUCAGCCAGCCAGGAUAUUCUCCAAGAGUGUCUGAAGGGACUGAACAUUGGCCCUGCAGCAGAGGCAACCGCAGCCUUUGAGCCUCCUCCCGAGCAACAGCAGCUCCAGAAUCAGGUUGCGAUUGGUGGAUGCGCGUUGCCUGGGCAACAGCAGUAUCCAGUAACGUUUGAGGGUGCAGCCGGUGAAACUGGGUUGCCUGAGCAACCAGCACGUCCAAUAGGGGGAGCAGUGGGAGGGGCCUGUGAUGGGCAGUUGGCGGCACAGUUCCUACAUACAAUGAACAAGACUAGAGAUGGAGAUAAUUUCAAGACUCACUUCAGGAUCUUGGUGUACUACAGAGGGGUGAAGGUGUCUGAGCAGACGGUUGAGAAUGAAGCAGGAAUCCGCUUAGUCUACAGCCCUGAGCUCAAGGGGACAGUCUUGGAUCAUGAGUCAGGCCUCUCCCUGGUCUCUCUGCCAACUCCUGGAGUCAUGCUGGAUCAAACUCAAGCCAAUCUGACCCAACGGAUUCUCGACAAACUGGGCGACGGUCUGGACUUGGGGGUGUCCAGCCACGUGGUGUACGGCCAGCGACGGGGUGAAAUCAAAGCGUUCUGGAGCUUCUCCAAGUUCGACCAGAACCAGCAGCCCCAAGAGGUUUCUAAACUGCAUCCGCAAGUGCUUUACCAGUUCAGGGACUUUGUGCGGGGAAUACUGGACUUCAUCAACGGCAAAGACAGUCCUCCCUGCUCCCUGUUCUUCUGUCUCGGGGAGAAGUGGCCUGACAGCCGGCCUUGGGAGAAGAAGCUCAUCACAGUGGAGGUGGUCCUGACUUCAAUGGAGUUUCUGAAAAAUUUGGCCGUUGAAGGUGGUGCCUCCUCCCUGCAGUCUGUGGAGCUGCAGAUGUCCCUCGAAGAGAUGAUGGAGUUGUACUGAUGCAAUCUGCUGAGCCUGAAAGUCAAUGUUUACCUUUUUUUUAAAAAAAGAAUCCUCAAUCUUGACGUGAAAAGCUUAAAGGUCUAUAAACAUUUUAGGUCCUGAAGGUACACCAAACGGAAUAGAUCAUGUAAUAAUAACAAUAAUAACUGGAAUAAUAAUUAUGCUAGUGUUGGAUUGGCUGGUAUGUCACAAGGGACCGAACAUAUUUACAACAUGGAUAAUGCUCAACAUAAAUAUGCGGUUAUUUAUACUUUGAUAUUUAAAUGUAAAUCACUGAUUUGAUAGGAACUUUCUUACGAAAAUAAUACUAGUAACGGUGCUAGUGUAAGAGAAUGACCCAAAGAAAAAAGCUCUGUCACUCAGCUCAACAAGUAAACCAUAACUGUUUCCA
Amphiprion ocellaris (clown anemonefish) is the source of this 1983-nucleotide messenger RNA. RefSeq names its product interferon regulatory factor 3 (gene irf3). Gene Ontology annotation, biological process: regulation of transcription by RNA polymerase II; immune system process. NCBI's taxonomy places the organism in Eukaryota, Metazoa, Chordata, Actinopteri, Pomacentridae. Gene Ontology annotation, molecular function: RNA polymerase II cis-regulatory region sequence-specific DNA binding; DNA-binding transcription factor activity, RNA polymerase II-specific; protein binding. The record is from RefSeq and is a predicted model, not a curated record. Gene Ontology annotation, cellular component: nucleus. The transcript is spliced from 11 exons. The coding region runs from base 192 to 1589 and encodes 465 amino acids.